Talaromyces atroroseus is the source of this 1359-nucleotide messenger RNA. Its product is annotated as Uracil-regulated protein 1. The record is from RefSeq and is a predicted model, not a curated record. The coding region runs from base 1 to 1359 and encodes 452 amino acids. Lineage: Eukaryota; Fungi; Ascomycota; Eurotiomycetes; Eurotiales; Trichocomaceae. Gene Ontology annotation, molecular function: GTP cyclohydrolase II activity. The transcript has 4 exons. Gene Ontology annotation, biological process: riboflavin biosynthetic process.
AUGCCCGAAUCCAUUCCAGUCGCAACAGCCGACACCCCUUCUCCCAGCGGAGAUGCAGGCGUAGGCUCUCCGAAGUCCCCAUUCAGUAAACACAUCCUGUUGACCACCUAUCCCGACCAAAACGGUGUUGAUCCCGUCCCGCUACAAUGGGGAGCCCCAGAUGCGAAGACGCGCGGUCCAAUCAUUGCCUCGCGUAACCUGUCACAGCUGAAGCGCCGCAAUGCAAUGGGUGCCCAUGGAGGCAGCUACAGCAUCUAUAACGCAUUAGCCAUCGCCGCCGGAGACUUGCCAACAGACUUCAAGCCCGAUUUCCGCAACACGGAACCUACUUUUGAAUUUCCGACCCAGCCGGCAUGGGGAGACCCGAAGAAGAUUGUCUCGCUAGAUCCAUUUGGCCACGAUGUCAUGAAGAAUUUCAGGGAGUACCUGGAUGUCGGCUGGGAUCUGCGGCCAUCCAUGGCGGUGACCCGAGCAAACAUGAGAUUGGCCGAGAUUGAAAAGGCCGUCAGCGAGGGGAAGCUCGAAGUUGACGGAUCAAUCGUAGUAGAUAAGAAUGGAGAUGUGCGAGUGACCAAGGUAGCGUGUGAGCCAGUUUGGUAUUUACCAGGUGUUGCCGAACGAUUCGGCGUUGAUGAAGGCACGCUGCGUCGCAUGCUCUUCGAACACACGGGAGGCAGCUAUCCAGAAUUGAUUACCCGACCAGAUCUAAAGGUUUUUCUCCCUCCUAUUGGAGGGCUGACAGUGUACAUUUUUGGUCCUCCAGAGCGGGUGUCUGACGAGAAUGUGCCACUUGCCCUGCGGAUUCACGAUGAAUGCAAUGGUAGUGAUGUCUUUCAAUCUGACAUCUGUACCUGCCGACCUUAUCUCGCCUUUGGAAUUCAAGAAGCUAUCAAGCAGGCGCAGAACGGAGGCAGUGGCGUCGUGAUAUAUUUCCGAAAGGAGGGACGAGCCCUAGGUGAGGUUGUAAAAUAUCUCGUCUACAAUGCUCGAAAACGCGGCGGCGAUACAGCAGACAAGUACUUCUUGCGAACUGAGAAUAUUGCCGGUGUUCGUGAUAUGCGUUUCCAAGCUCUCAUGCCAGACAUCCUUCACUGGCUCGGUAUAAAAAAGAUUGACCGAAUGCUCUCCAUGUCAAACAUGAAGUAUGACGCCAUUGUAGCUCAGGGUAUCAAGAUUCUCGAGCGAGUCCCGAUUCCAGACGACAUGAUUCCGCAAGAUUCCCGCGUUGAGAUCGAUGCCAAAAUCAACGCUGGCUAUUUCACAACAGGCAAGAAAUUUACAACAGAAGAACUGUCGCAGGUCAAGGGACGUGGCUGGGAGAAGUGGGAGGAUGUGACGGAUCCUAUGGGCAUCCUUUGA